Messenger RNA from Aphanomyces invadans, 543 nucleotides. RefSeq lists its product as hypothetical. Bases 1 to 543 code for a protein of 180 amino acids. NCBI's taxonomy places the organism in Eukaryota, Oomycota, Saprolegniomycetes, Saprolegniales, Verrucalvaceae. The record is from RefSeq and is a predicted model, not a curated record. The transcript is spliced from 2 exons.
AUGCACAGCGACUGCCGGCGCCACUUGGUCCAAGCUGCAAGCGGCUCAGGCAAUAUGUAUGACCAGGUUGAGGCGUCCCGCGUCCUGCUCUUCAUGUUUGCCGUGCUGGUGUUUGUGAUUUGCCUCGAACUCUUCCUUCACUUUUUGGAGCAUGCGACGAAGCGCAAGCCCAAGUACGCCGACAUGCUGCACAAAACGACGCAAGAGCUCAUGAUCGUGGGUCUUAUCUAUCUCCUGGUCAAGUUUUGCGUGUCCACUGGUCUCGCCAAAGCUAACGGACUCGUGUAUCAAGCGCUAGACUUUGCCGACCUCCUCAUCCUCUUCACGGUCCUUGCGAUGGUGCUUCAAGCGACAGUGAUCCUAUUCCGAUUGCGCAAAGCGAACCGCGAACUCGGCAAGAUUUCCGUCCUCCGGACCGAGAACGUGCUGGCGAACGCCUUGACCGAAUUGAACGCGGCCAAGCAAAAGUCGUGGGUGCACCGUGAAGCUCCUCCGGUGCCUCUUUUUGCGGUCGUACGACCUCCCGCAGCUGUUUCCUUUUGA